Molecule: messenger RNA, 762 nt
Organism: Leptopilina boulardi
Lineage: Eukaryota; Metazoa; Arthropoda; Insecta; Hymenoptera; Figitidae
Exons: 3
Coding region: 190-648 (152 amino acids)
Source: RefSeq, a predicted model, not a curated record
UCAAUAGAGACAAAAAAAAAAAAAAAAAACUAUCAAACUGUCAAAAAUAAAAAUUUUUGAAAUACUUUCGAAUCAAAAUUUUAUAAUUAAAUAUAAUUUUUGAAUCAAAAUUUCAAUUUUGGCUAAAAAAAAACCACAUCACAUUUUUCUAGUACUUCAAAUUUUACAUUUUCAAAUUUAUCAUAAAAAAUGGUUAUGAAAAGCUUUGAAGAAACUCACAAUUUGAAAGAGAAGAUUUUAAUCUUGGAAAAUGAUAAAAUGCCUGAACUUUGCUCCAUAAGUAAUUACAGUGCACAUUCAAAAAAAGGAGUGGGAAAAAAUCUUUGUUCGACAGUGUCAAAUCCUACAACGUGUGCAGACAAAAAAUCAAUAAUUGUUGAAAAAAGUAAAGAAAAAUUUCAACCAAUUCCACUGCAUCUUACUCAAGGCAAUGUCAGAUUUAUUCUUUCAAAAGAACCCUUACAAAAUGUUCUAACCAAUCCGAAAAGAAUUCAGACUCACCAUCAGAAAACAUCAUUGGAUUAUGACUCCUAUCAGGUUUUCACGGAAGUCUUGAAGAAAUACGUAAUCCUGUGCAAGAAUGCUGUAAUUUUGUGGUUCUCCAUGAUGACUUUCUCCUUAUUCUACAAUCGAAAUUCUGAAAAAUAAAAUUAAUUACAUAAAUAUCAUUAAAAGUAUUAAAAAAAAUACAAUUAAAAUAAUAAUGAAAUAUUAAAAAGAAUAUUAAGAGGGACAUAAUAAAGAAACAAUCUGAUCAAUUAA